AUGGACACCCAGAUGCUCACUCCCGACACUCCGGGGUGGUCUCCUUCAUGCCGCAGUACCUUCCCCUUCGAGUCUCCCGAGGGCCCCAAGUCAGAGACUUGGGACUUCUCCCACGAUGGAUACUAUCCCAUCACCCCUCCCACAGAGGAGUGCGAGUCCGACGAGGAGCUCGCAACCAUUGCGAGCUCUGUUGAUCUCGAGGCGGAGCUGCUGGUGGCCGUCAUCGGCGUUGGAUACGUUGGAGAGCACCUCGUGGGCAACUUCGCUCGCAAGUUCAAUGUUCUCGGCUUCGAUGUCUCGGAGGCGCGCGUGCAGAGCCUCGAGAAGCAUUUCGGCCCGGAUAGCAAGGCCAAGUUCACCUGCAAGCCCAGCGACAUGGCGGCGGCCACCCACUUCCUCAUCUCAGUCCCCACGCUCUUGCGCCCAGACCAAACCAUCGACUCGUCCUUCCUGAGAUCCGCCCUCAAGAACGUCGCCACAUACGCCCGUCCCGGCUCAGUCGUCGUCGUCGAAUCCUCCGUCGCGGUCGGCAUGACCAGGGAGCUUCUCGGGCCCCUGGCGAAGGAGCGUCAUUUUUUCGCCGGCAUGUCCCCUGAGCGCGUCGACCCUGGCCGCGUCGAGCCUCCUGCCUUCGCCAUUCCAAAGAUUGUGUCCGGCUUGGACGACAUGGUCCCUGGUUCGCUGAACGCCAUUGUCCGCCUCUACUCGCAGGUUUUCGACCAUGUCGUGCCCGUGUCACGACCCGAGGUCGCCGAGAUGACCAAGCUGUACGAGAACUGCCAACGCAUGAUGUGCAUUGCAUUCGCAAACGAGAUGGCCGAUGCUUGUUUGGGACAUGGCGUCGACCCAUACGAAGUGUCUGGUGCGGCGGCGACCAAGCCGUUCGGAUACAUGCCGUUCACGCCCAGUCUCGGUGUCGGCGGUCACUGUAUCCCUGUCAACCCGUACUACCUUCUGUCCAACAGCCAGUUCCCUCUCCUUCAGCACGCAACGGAGAAGAUGCGUGCCCGCCCGGCGGCCAUUGCCCAGCGCGCGGUCGAGACGCUGUGUGCCGAGAAGCUGCGGCCCAGUGUCCUCGUCGUCGGCAUGGGGUUCAAGAAGGGCCAGUCCCACCUGGCCAACUCGCCCGGUCUCGAGCUCGCAAAGAGUCUCGUGCUGACGGAGAAGGUCGAUGUUUGCUGGGCCGAUCCCCUCGUCAAACAGGAGGCGGUGCCGCAGAUCGCCCGUCUGGAUGUCGAGGACUGGAACGUCAAGUCGCUCGAGCAGCGCUUCGACAUGAUCAUCGUUGCGUUCCGGCAAACAGGGUUGGAAUUUGACGUCCUGAACCGGCUCGAAGGGACUCGUGUCGAGAUGUGGUGCAACUGA
Molecule: messenger RNA, 1365 nt
Organism: Colletotrichum destructivum
Lineage: Eukaryota; Fungi; Ascomycota; Sordariomycetes; Glomerellales; Glomerellaceae
Product: Putative UDP-glucose/GDP-mannose dehydrogenase, NAD(P)-binding domain superfamily
Exons: 1
Coding region: 1-1365 (454 amino acids)
Biological process (GO): polysaccharide biosynthetic process
Molecular function (GO): oxidoreductase activity, acting on the CH-CH group of donors, NAD or NADP as acceptor; oxidoreductase activity, acting on the CH-OH group of donors, NAD or NADP as acceptor; NAD binding
Source: RefSeq, a predicted model, not a curated record